Molecule: messenger RNA, 1823 nt
Organism: Sorghum bicolor (sorghum)
Lineage: Eukaryota; Viridiplantae; Streptophyta; Magnoliopsida; Poales; Poaceae
Product: RHOMBOID-like protein 9, chloroplastic
Exons: 7
Coding region: 315-1565 (416 amino acids)
Cellular component (GO): membrane
Molecular function (GO): serine-type endopeptidase activity
Source: RefSeq, a predicted model, not a curated record
CCGAAUUCGUAGGUCGGGCGUCGGGCGGCCGCAGCAUCCUUAUCCCGUCGCUUAAACUCCAACCCCCAUGGUCCAUGGAGAUUGGAGAACCUUGUCCAAGCGCCUUCAAAUUCCUCCCCUGGCCCCGCGCGCUCUGCUCCCCCUGCCCGCAGAUCCCGAAUGCCCAUGCCCGCCGCUGCCGCCUGCCGGUAGGGGCUAGACGGGCUGCAAGCUCCGGCCCCUAGCACCGGGCUGAACUGAAGAGGUGUCAAGGUCGCCGAUAAUCGUCAUCAGCCAGCUGCCACAAACCAUCGCCAGCAACUUGCUGGCAUCUGAUGGCUGGGGUUGUUAAAUGGAAACCGGCAUCUUAUGAACAGAUGGAGCACACGAGAGUUGCAGCAGAGAGGUUGUCAUUCAGAUCUAAUAGCGCCAAGUAUCAUGAUACCGGGCAUCUUGGUCAUUUUGGGAAGGAUGACAAUCUCAUUUGUCGUUCACUUAAGUCAAUAUCAAAACCAAAGGCAAGACAGUAUGUUAUUGUCAAGGUACAUAAUAAAGAUGUUGAUGAGGGUUGCAGCUCCAAAGACGAUGAGAUUAUUUCUAGUCCAUUUCAAAGGGAAGAAGGAAAUCAGCUGAGGGCACUGGAAUCUUAUUUUUCUAAACUCUAUCCCACUCCACAGCUAUACUCUUUACCUCAGAAGAAGCACAAAAGUGGUCAAUCAUCGUCAAAUGAAGUUGAUGAGGAUGCCAAUUUCAAGAACAGGGUAGACUCUUUGCAAGUACAGAUUGUUAGAGGAAACACAGGUAUCAAGAGUUAUCAAAGUCUCCUGGACAUGCAUACAGAUGAUCAAGCGUCUGGUUUCUAUUUGACAAACUUAUUGGCUGCUAUUAAUAUUGCAGUUCUGUUAUUCGAAAUAGCAAGUCCAGUGAAAAGUUCUGAAAAUGAAUAUUUGUCUCUCCCUUUGUUGUAUGGUGCCAAGAUAAACAACUUAAUACUUUCAGGGGAGUGGUGGAGACUACUAACACCAAUGUGCCUGCACUCUGGUUUCUUACAUAUAGCCCUUGGUUGUUGGGCAUUGCUUUUAUUUGGACCUCGAGUAUGCCGGGCAUAUGGUCAAAUGACAUUUUUUCUGAUAUACAUACUUGGAGGAAUCUGUGGUAAUUUGAGCAGUUUCGUUCACACUCCUGAGAUAACCGUUUGUGGCACAGGCCCAGUAUUUUCUUUAAUUGGAGCGUGGCUGGUGUAUCAGAGUCAAAACAAGCAAGUCAUUGACAAGGACGUUUCAGAAAGCAUGUUCUGGCAGGCUGUGAUAGCUGCAGCUUUGAGCUUCUUAUUGAGCAUUUUUGGGAGAAUUGACAACUGGGCACAUCUUGGGGCAACCAUUUCUGGACUUUUCUUUGGUUAUCUGACAUGCCCAAGUGUAGAAUUUGACAAUUCUGCAAAGAACGGUCAAAAGGAAGCCGUGGUUCUUAUUAGACGACAAGCUCAUCCAUGCAAAUCCACUGCAGUCUUCUUCAUAACCAUACUUGCAUUUGCUGUAGUCGCCUUCGCUUAUGGCACACAAUUCAACAAUAUGGAUCUGGAAUAGGUGAAUAGCUAAGUGUUUGUCAUGGUUCAUUUUUAUAUAUUUAGGUAGCCCGACAAGUAUAUAUUCCAGAAUGUGAAAGAGCACGCGAUGCAAGGAAUGUGAAUGAGCACGCGAUGUAAGGACUUGAUUUUGUAGUAUGGAUCAGUUUUAUAUAUGUAACUACACUGCAAUAGUCUAGUACAGUUGGUUUUUGGAUUGACUAGAGCUUGUCAGUGUCCGCAGGCAGGUAAUACAGCCAUGGAGGCAUAACUAUUUGUA